This is a messenger RNA of Salvelinus namaycush (lake trout), 4548 nucleotides long. RefSeq names its product alpha-adducin-like. Gene Ontology annotation, biological process: positive regulation of establishment of endothelial barrier; barbed-end actin filament capping; positive regulation of adherens junction organization. The coding region runs from base 146 to 2692 and encodes 848 amino acids. NCBI's taxonomy places the organism in Eukaryota, Metazoa, Chordata, Actinopteri, Salmoniformes, Salmonidae. The transcript has 16 exons. Gene Ontology annotation, cellular component: plasma membrane; adherens junction; focal adhesion. Gene Ontology annotation, molecular function: actin filament binding. The record is from RefSeq and is a predicted model, not a curated record.
GGAGCGUCGCAGUAACUACAAGCAGAAGCAGACCGCUUUGAAAGCACAGCGGAUAGAAAUUGUGAAAACAGCAGGCUCGCUAUCUACAACAAGGUGGUCUUUCCAACCAUAUUUCGAAUAAACGAGGGAGCCAACAGACCUGGUGAUGAACGGUGACUCAGGUGCUGGGGUGGUGACUGCCCUCCCGCCCACCACCGCCCCCCACAAGGAGCGCUACUUUGACCGCGUGGAUGAAAGCAGCCCGGAGUACCAGCGUGAGAGGAACAUGGCUCCGGACCUCAGGCAGGACUUCAACAUGAUGGAGCAGAGGAAGAGGGUCUCCAUGAUCCUGCAGAGCCCGGCGUUUUGUGAUGAGCUGGAUACGAUGAUCCACGACCAGCUGAAGAGGGGAAAGACCCCCACCAGCCUGUUGGCCCUGCAGCAGAUAGCUGACUUCAUGACCACCAGUAUCCCCACCAUGUACCCCGCAGCGCCACAGGGAGGCAUGGCUGCACUCAGCAUGAGUCUGGGUAUGGUAACUCCAGUAAAUGACCUGCGUGGAUCUGACUCUAUCUCCUAUGAGAAAGGAGAGAAACUGCUUCGUUGUAAGCUAGCUGCCUUCUACCGCCUGACAGACCUCUUUGGCUGGUCCCAGCUCAUCUACAACCACGUAACCGUCAGGGUGAAUUCAGAUCAGGAGAGGUUCAUUGUUGUCCCUUUUGGGCUUCUGUACAGUGAAGUCUCCGCCUCCAGUCUGGUGAAGAUUAAUAUACAAGGGGAGAUUGUGGACCGGGGGAGCACCAAUCUAGGUGUCAACCAGGCUGGCUUCACUCUCCACUCAGCCAUCUACGCGGCCCGGCCAGACGUCAAGUGCAUUGUGCACGUCCACACACCGGCAGGAGUUGCAGUGUCGGCCAUGAAGUGUGGCCUGUUACCCAUCUCUCCAGAGGCCCUGAACCUGGGGGAGGUGGCCUACCAUGACUACCACGGCAUCCUCAUAGACAAAGAGGAGAACGUCCUCAUACAGAAGAACCUGGGGCCAACCAGCAAGGUUCUGAUCCUGAGAAACCAUGGUCUGGUGUCUGUUGGGGAGACUGUGGAGGAAGCCUUCUACUAUAUCCACAACCUGGUCACUGCAUGUGAGAUCCAGGUGCGCACCCUAGCCAGUGCUGGAGGACCUGGUAACCUGGUGAUGCUGGACCCUGCUAAGUACAAAUCCCGGCCACGGUGCUCUGAGCAUGUCGAGGGCUCCACACACCCAAAGUGGCUGGUCGGGGAGCAGGAGUUUGAGGCUUACAUGAGGAUGCUGGAUAACCUGGGUUACAGGACAGGCUACCCUUACAGGUGCCCUGCCCUGCGAGACAAAGCUAAAAAGUUUGGCAGCGGUGUAGAGAUCGCUCCCUCAGCCACGGGCUCUUCCUAUGCCGAGGACAGUGACUCGGGCGCUCGCUCCCCUCUCAAGCACAGCGUUCAGAGGCAGCAGCGUGACAAGACCCGCUGGCUCAACUCGGGCCGGCCGGAAGAGGCCUACGAGGAAGGGCCCGACGGUGGCAGCCCCAAGUCGAAGACUAAGUGGACGAAUGAGGAAGGGAUGCGACAGGCUGCAGUGGCCAAUCAGUUUGUCCCGCUCAACACAAACCCCAAGGAGGUGCUGAAGAUGAGGAACAAGAUCCGAGAGCAGAACCUUAAGGACAUCAAGACGGCAGGGCCUGAGUCCCAGGUGCUGUGUGCUGGAAGCAUGGUGGACCGCUCCUUUGUCCAGGGAGAGCUGGUGACGGCGUCUAAGGCCAUCAUAGAGAAGGAGUACCAGCCCAGAGUCAUCAUCAACCAGAAAGGCCCCAACCCCUUCAACAAGCAGUUCGACCAGGAGUUGGAGGAAUACCGCAAGGAGGUGGAACUCAAACAGAAAGGACCCGAUGUACAGGGUGAAGGCUCCUCCACAGCCAGCACACAGCUUCCUUCACCUGGGCCUGGGGAGGGAGGCCUGUCCCCCUCUACCUCCCCACAGAAGCCUGCACUGAAGCCAAAGCCCCUCUGUGUCCCAGAGAAGGGACUGGAGGUCUCAGAGACCCCCUCCACGGCCACCCCUACCACCACCACCACCUCUUUCCCCAGUCGAGACACCCUGACACAGUCGGAGGAUGGUCAGGAGAGCCCUGGGAUGUCCACAGGGUCGGGGCCCAAGGGCUAUGGGGGAGAUUCCCGCCCAGAAUCUCCUCACAAGGAUUUUCACUGUGCCGUGCUGAAGGCCCUCAGGACCGCCAACACAGAACUGGCUGCCCUCACCCUCCUUGAGGCUCCAGAUGCGUUACCGGAACCUGAGGAAGAGGUGAAGGGUCAGAGUCAGACCUGCACGCCCCCCAGCACCCCUGUCAGAGCAGAGGAAGAGCCCCAGCCGGAGCACACCUAUAAGGACAAGAGUGACCAGGCUACACUGAGACAGACCCUCCCUGACCUGUCCCAAGACAACCAACCCUCCGACACCCCAGCCCCCACCCUCCCCGCCAAAGACCCCACUCCUGCCCCUCCCGCCACCACUGAGGGGGAGGAGCCUGCUGACGCUUCCGCCGCCGGCAACCAAGACUGUGAACAGGACGGUGACGAAUAUCCCAGCAAAUCACCUUCCAAGAAGAAGACGUUCCGCACUCCCUCCUUCUUCAAGAAAAACAAAAAGAAGAUGGAAGAAAAGGAACAAAAAGCAAAGGAAACCUAGAUGAGACCUCCGCCUGCACACCCCUCUCACGCUUUGUAACCCUUUGCUUCCCCUUGAGCGAGCCGCAACCCACAUAAUUUGAUGUUGAUGCUUUUUAUAAUUUGUUUUUUCUGGCCUUAACUUUGUGGGCACCUCCUAGUGUGUGCUAAUUUUCUAUUAAAAAAAAGGGUCAAAAUCACUUACGAAGUUUUAAUAAGUCGCUUUCAUUGGUGAAUGACUGUGUGCAUUCAGUCUGGUUCAGUGUGGCUUGUUACGCAUGCUGUCUAUUUAGGCCCACUACUUGGAGUGAGCAGUGCAUUUUUAUUUUCAUAUUCUUUUAUUUUUAUUUUUUAUAGUUACUGAAACUCGAUUAACCACUACAAUGUUUUGGGAUUGUAUCAGUGUCGUCCCCCCCCCCCCCCCCCCAAAAAUGAAAAUAAGCUUUUACUCUGUCAUUUAACAGGUGGUAACCGAUUCAAAAUGUAUAACUACAAAUGAACUGCAUGGUGCUAAUUUCAGAUUUCUAACAUUAGCGUUAAAUCUGUUCACUCAAAACACGGGGUCCAAGUUAGGUUUUUCUUGGCCUAUGGCCCGUGAGAACUCAAAUCAUGUCAAGAAUAGCAUAACAACUCUUCAUCUGAAUUUGACAUUCUGUCACUCCCGUACCUCUUCUAUCAACCAGGGUUUAGUGGCACCUGGUGAGAGGGAGGACUGCUGCUCCAAUCACAGAGACACAUUCAAACGGGACCUACGAGGACAGAUGUAUUUUAUAUUGUUAAUGAUAUAGCUAUAGUCCCAUUUAUUUUGUUAUUCAAAAAAAUCUUCAUUUAGCCAUUUUCACUUGCUGUGAGAGCACUGAACUGAAGCACCUCAAAAUACCACAGCCCGGACUGCUGUUUUUUAACCGUUGCUUUUAGAGGAAACCGCAGGUCAGCCUGGAUCCAAACUGAAAGUCAAAAAAGAACAAUUCAGUCUGGAUUCAGGCUACCGAUUUUAAGUAUACAGGGAAUGUUGGAAUACAGUUGUUUUUGAAGCCACAUCGCACCAUUUUAAACACCGCAUGCGUGAUCAGUGACCACACUGCGAUGGACUACUCUGUGAAUCCCCCUCCUGAAAUGAAAUAACUGUCUCAAGAAAACAUCUCGCUUUCAAGUUGCACUCAAGACACUGGAGUUCACGUAAUCUAUCUGUGGGCGUGAUCGUACAGCCUGGUCCCACAUCUAUUUGUGCUGUCACACCAAACAAUGGCAAUAGGAAUGGACGGAAUGACACAUCUGGGACAAGGCUAGCGAUCUUACACCUUGGCUUUUUUAAGAAGGUUGUCGGGCAGAGGGGCAUUGACGCCCGACCAAUGUCAUGAAUGAAUCCCACUUGCCUGUGAAGCUUGGUUUCAGACCACUAUCAAAACCUAGCCUGGUCCCAGUUCUGUUAGUGCUGUCUUACCAAUGGCAUGAAGGACCAUAGGAGUUGGCAAGAUGGCACAAACAGAUCUAUGACCAGGCUACUAUUAACCUGGUAUAUUACAUGAUUGACGCAAGCUGAGGACAUUAGCCUGUUCCCUGAAGAACCGCAUGGCAUUAAACUAAAGCUUUGACCUUGUAUUGUUUGUCUACAUUAUGACUAACUCCCUUUUACUUAUUGUCAAUAACUCCAUUUUACUCCCUUUUACUUAUUGUUAGUAUUGUUAUUAGCACAAUAAUAGCAACGUUCUUAGUCAUUUCUUCAUUUGAAGUCACUUAGAAUUGUUUUAAACUUGCAGCUAAGCUGUUCCCCCAUUUUACAGAAAUGUGUACUUAUACCAUUUAUAGACUACCAUCUUUUUUUCACUGUACUGUUUAUUUUUGUUCAAUCAUUAAUAAAAAUCCUUCCUUCAACAA